Molecule: messenger RNA, 1458 nt
Organism: Zygosaccharomyces rouxii
Lineage: Eukaryota; Fungi; Ascomycota; Saccharomycetes; Saccharomycetales; Saccharomycetaceae
Gene: TED1
Product: Ted1p
Exons: 1
Coding region: 1-1458 (485 amino acids)
Biological process (GO): GPI anchor biosynthetic process
Cellular component (GO): endoplasmic reticulum
Source: RefSeq, a predicted model, not a curated record
AUGAUUGACUACAGAUACAUUCUGAAUAAGAAGUUCUUUAAAUGGUGUUCCAUACUGUCGACUAUAAUCACCUUGUCGACAACCUUUUAUAUCUAUACGUAUCCAUCUGCGUAUCCAGCACGUUGUUCAUGGUAUAAUGCUGCUCAAGAUGGGAAUGAUGUCGAUGUUAAUGGAUUGGACCAUAUGUCGAGGGCAUUAUACUACACUAAAAGGUAUUUGAAGGAUGUAUACAAGCAUAACGUACUUGGCGUAGUUCCAUCGAAAGGUGAUGAAGAUGGCGGUCCACAAGAUAUACAUAUGAUUGCAUUUGGAGAUCCUCAAAUCAAGGGAAUUUGGCCUAGCACGGAUUAUAAUACGAGAUUAGACAUCUAUGGUAAUGAUCAUUAUCUCGGUCAUAUAGUUUCAGUCAUGGAACAGAGGUUAAGACCAUCUCAUGUAGCGGUACUUGGAGAUCUUUUCUCAUCACAGUGGAUUAGUGAUUCAGAAUUCUACAAUAGGAGCUCUAGAUAUUUGACAAGGUUAUUCCACAGAGAUACAACGUGGUUAAAGGAUUUAAAAGAACUAGAGCACGAUGAUAAUGGGCUCUACAAGAUAGAUUGGAUGACAUGGGGCCAAUCUUUAAAUCGUAAGUGCGAAGAGGAAAAACCUUGGAAUUUGGAAUUUGGAUACAGUGAUGUACAUUCCUGGGAUCCUGAAAAGGAGGAUUAUCUUUUCAUCAACGUUACCGGUAAUCAUGACAUCGGGUAUUCUGGUGAUACCACUUAUCAACACUUGGCAAGAUACAAUCAAGUAUUCGGUAAGGACAACUACUGGAUCGAAUACGAUAGGGAUACCGAUCACCCAUGGCGUAUAGUGGUACUCAAUUCAUUGCUAUUGGAAGGUCCUGCGUUACAACCGGAGUUUUUAGAUGUCACUUGGGAAUUCUUAACACAGUUAGCUGAAAGAAAUUUUGAAGGUAAUACCAUUUUAUUGACCCAUGUACCUUUCUAUAAGGAGGAAGGACUAUGUAGCGAUGGUCCCAAUUUCGAGUAUUACCCAGAGGACCACGCUUCAGAGCCCUAUAAAUCCAAGUUGUUAAGAUCUCAAAAUCAUUUAAGUGAAAAAGUGACUAAUGAAGUGCUGAACCUUGUGUUUCACAACAAAAAACCAGGUAUUAUCCUAACGGGCCAUGAUCACGAAGGUUGUAAAACCAUCUACAAUAAGAAUUUCGACGACGAUACAUGGACUGCCUCUAAGGAGGCGAAAUCUGAUUUGGCAGUUCAAGAAAUUACGGUAAGAGCCAUGAUGGGUGAAUUUGACGGCAAUACGGGUUUGUUAACGGGUCAUUUCGAUCGUGAUCAAGGCGAUUGGGAAUUUCAUUUCAAACUAUGCCCCUUCAUGGUUCAACACGUUUGGUGGGUCGCUAAAAUCUUUUUAAUUGUUACCGUGUUACUAUGGUCAAUUACAUUCUUUAUGUAG